Mus pahari (shrew mouse) is the source of this 2281-nucleotide messenger RNA. It is a transcript of the gene Thoc5, whose product is annotated as THO complex 5. Bases 77 to 2164 code for a protein of 695 amino acids. Gene Ontology annotation, molecular function: mRNA binding. NCBI's taxonomy places the organism in Eukaryota, Metazoa, Chordata, Mammalia, Rodentia, Muridae. Gene Ontology annotation, cellular component: THO complex part of transcription export complex. The record is from RefSeq and is a predicted model, not a curated record. Gene Ontology annotation, biological process: positive regulation of DNA-templated transcription, elongation; mRNA export from nucleus. The transcript is spliced from 21 exons.
UCUAUGGUCGCGAGCCGGAAGUGGCUGCCGGGCUGGAAGGCGUGAGGAGCAUUCCGCCUUCUGACCUGGAAGCACAAUGUCAUCAGAAUCUAGCAAAAAACGGAAACCCAAAGUGAUCCGGAGUGAUGGAACGCCAACUGAAGGGAAACGGAACCGAUCUGACACGGAGCAGGAAGGCAAAUACUACAGUGAGGAAGCAGAGGUUGACCUGCGGGACCCUGGCAGAGACUAUGAGUUGUACAAGUAUACCUGCCAGGAGCUACAAAGGCUGAUGGCCGAGAUCCAGGACCUGAAGAGCAAGGGCAGCAAGGACGUGGCCAUUGAAAUUGAAGAACGAAGGAUCCAGAGCUGUGUGCACUUCAUGACUCUAAAGAAGCUUAACCGAUUAGCCCACAUCAGGUUAAAGAAAGGAAGAGACCAGACCCACGAGGCCAAGCAGAAAGUUGAUGCCUACCACCUACAGCUACAGAACCUGCUCUACGAAGUGAUGCACCUGCAGAAGGAGAUCACCAAAUGUCUGGAGUUCAAGUCAAAGCAUGAAGAAAUCGAUCUGGUCAGCUUAGAGGAAUUUUAUUCAGAGGCUCCACCAAGCAUCAGCAAGGCCGAGAUCACCAUGGGAGACCCUCACCAACAAACGUUGGCACGUUUGGACUGGGAGCUGGAGCAGCGGAAAAGGCUGGCAGAGAAGUACCGAGAAUGCCUGUCCAACAAGGAGAAGAUUCUGAAGGAGAUUGAGGUGAAGAAGGAGUAUCUGAGCAGCCUCCAGCCUCGCCUCAACAGCAUCAUGCAGGCCUCCCUGCCCGUGCAAGAGUACCUGUUCCUGCCGUUCGACCAGGCACACAAGCAGUACGAGACUGCCAGGCACCUGCCGCCUCCCCUCUACGUGCUCUUCGUGCAGGCCACUGCAUAUGGGCAGGCCUGUGCUCAUAUGAAAUCCUCUUCCCAGCCCCCUAGACAGGAUAAGACAUUGUCCGUGGCAAUCGAAGGCAGUGUGGACGAAGCCAAAGCUCUUUUCAAGCCCCCUGAGGACUCCCAAGAUGAUGAGAGCGACUCAGACGCUGAAGAGGAGCAGACCACGAAGCGGCGUCGGCCCACUCUCGGGGUUCAGUUGGAUGACAAGCGCAAGGAGAUGCUGAAAAGGCACCCACUGUCUGUCCUGCUGGAUCUGAAGUGUAAAGACAGCAGUGUGCUUCAUCUGACUUUCUUCUAUCUCAUGAACCUCAACAUCAUGACAGUGAAAGCCAAAGUGACGACCGCCGUGGAGCUGAUCACCCCCAUCAGUGCAGGAGACUUACUGUCCCCUGACUCGGUCUUGAGCUGCUUGUAUCCGGGAGAUCAUGGAAAAAAAACUCCCAACCCAGCCAAUCAGUAUCAGUUUGAUAAAGUUGGCAUCCUGACUUUGAGAGACUAUGUACUUGAGUUAGGUCACCCCUACUUGUGGGUACAGAAGCUGGGUGGCCUCCACUUCCCCAAAGAGCAUCCCCAGCAAACAGUGAUGGCUGACCACUCACAGAGCGCCAGCCACAUGGAGACUACCAUGAAACUGCUGAAGACCAGGGUACAGUCCCGCCUGGCUCUACACAAACAGUUUGCAUCUCUGGAACAUGGCAUUGUGCCAGUCACCAGCGAUUGCCAGGACCUCUUCCCUGCCAAGGUGGUUUCUCGCCUGGUAAAGUGGGUGAUAAUUGCCCAUGAAGAGUACAUGGAGCUGCACUUCACUAAGGACAUCGUAGAGGCAGGACUGGCUGGAGACACCAACCUCUACUACCUGGCGCUUAUUGAAAGGGGAACAGCUAAACUUCAGGCUGCUGUGGUACUGAACCCUGGCUACUCCUCCAUCCCACCAGUUUUCCGGCUCUGUCUAAACUGGAAAGGGGAAAAAACCAACAGCAACGAUGACAAUAUUCGGGCUAUGGAGAGUGAAGUCAACGUGUGCUAUAAGGAGCUGUGUGGCCCUCGGCCCAGUCACCAGCUCCUGACCAACCAGCUGCAGAGACUGUGUGUGCUGCUGGACGUCUACCUGGAGACCGAGAGCCAUGAUGACAGCUUCGAGGGCCCCAAGGAGUUUCCCCAGGAGAAGAUGUGCCUGCGGCUUUCUAGGGGUCCGAGUAGGAUGAAGCCGUUUAAAUAUAACCAUCCUCAGGGAUUCUUCAGCCACCGCUGACCCCCCUCGACGCGUCAUCCCCCAAAGCCCUGUCCUGGCUCCUGGGUAUCUGCUUUUGGCUUUGGCCGCAUGUGGCUCUUAAUAUUUUCCAAAGACACCAGCUAAUUAAAAUGUCAU